UUUUUGUCCUCGCCUGUCUCGGGCCGGCCUCCGUCAUGGAAGCGCAGAAAGAAGCUCUGCAGAGGAUUAUUUCCACACUGGCACACAAAAAUGAUGAAAUCCAAAACUUCAUUGAAACACUAAAUCACACCUUGAAAGGUGUCCAGGCUAAUGCUUCUAGUGUAAUCGGUGAGCUGGAUGAGGAAUUUGAUGGCUUGUAUUCAAUACUAGAUGAGAUGAAGGAAAGUAUGACUACUAGUAUAAAACAAGCAGAAGCUCAUAAAACUCAAGAACUUCAGAAUCAACUUAGUCAAUGUAGUAAGUCCCUUGAGAACUCUGAAGAAUUGCUUGAAUUUGCUACGCGGUCACUGGACAUAAAGGACACAGAGGAAUUUUCAAAGGCUGCCAGACAGAUCAAGGAUAGAGUUACAAUGGCUCCGGCAUUCCGUCUCUCUUUGAGACCCAAAGUGAGUGACAACAUGACACACUUGAUGGUGGACUUCUCUCAGGAAAGGCAAAUGCUCCAAGCUCUAAAGUUCUUGCCAGUUCCCAGAGCUCCAGAGAUCGUUCUAGCUGAUUGUCUUGUAGCUGACAACUCGGUAACAAUAUCGUGGCAAAUGCCAGAAGAAGACAACAAAAUUGAUCACUACGUACUAGAAUAUAGAAAAACCAAUUUUGAUGGACUACCUCGAGUAAAAGAUGAGAGGUGCUGGGAAUCUAUAGACUACAUUAAGGGCACUGAAUACACAUUAUCAGGUCUGAGGUUUGAUUCAAAAUAUAUGAAUUUCCGUGUCCGAGCUUGCAACAAGGCUGUGGCGGGAGACUGUUCUGACCCAGUGACUUUAGAAACCAAAGCUCUUGUUUUCAAUCUGGAUGGUUCCUCGUCUCAUAUGAACUUGAAAGUUGAAGAUUCCUGCGUUGAAUGGGAUUCUUCAGGAGGCAAAGGCCAAGAGAACAAAGUGAAAGGAAAAGAGAACAAAGGCAGUGGCCAGAUUACCCUCCUGAAGAACAAUACAAGAAGUGGGACGCCCUCUCCAAAACGGUCAUCUGUCAGUUUACGCUCUCCAUUGAUAAGAGGCAGCAGAGAUCGGUUUACUGGGGAAUCGUACACAGUGCUAGGAGACACUGCUAUUGAAAGCGGACAGCACUACUGGGAAGUGAAAGCCCAGAAAGACUGUAAAUCCUAUAGUGUGGGAGUGACAUAUAAAAAUUUGGGGAAAUUUGAUCAGCUGGGCAAAACUAAUACAAGCUGGUGCGUGCACAUCAACAACUGGCUUCAGACUACCUUUGCGGCCAAACACAAUAACAAAGCAAAGGUACUAGAUGUUGUGGUUCCAGACAGGAUAGGCAUCUACUGUGACUUCGACGGAGGUCAGCUUUCAUUCUAUAAUGCAAGCUCAAAGCAACUGUUGUAUACCUUCAAAACAAAAUUUUCCCAACCACUAUUACCAGGCUUCAUGGUCUGGUGUGGUGGUCUCACAGUGACAACAGGACUGCAGGUGCCAACGGCUGUGAAAACGUUACAGAAGAAUGAAAAUGGAUUGAGCGGUUCAGCUAGUAGCCUAACCAAUGUUGCCCAAUGAUAUUUCUGCUAUAGGUUAACUAAUCUUUUGCUGCAGGCGAAAUUAAGAAGAGCUUGCAACAAUGGUUUUAUGUGUUCCUGCUGCUUAUAAAGCCUGAGCACUAAUUUGUGCAGAAUACGUGGAGCCGAAUGGAAU
Molecule: messenger RNA, 1697 nt
Organism: Euleptes europaea (tarantolino)
Lineage: Eukaryota; Metazoa; Chordata; Lepidosauria; Squamata; Sphaerodactylidae
Gene: FSD1L
Product: fibronectin type III and SPRY domain containing 1 like
Exons: 14
Coding region: 36-1562 (508 amino acids)
Molecular function (GO): protein binding
Source: RefSeq, a predicted model, not a curated record